Messenger RNA from Cuscuta campestris, 956 nucleotides. The record is from the annotation of a GenBank genome assembly. NCBI's taxonomy places the organism in Eukaryota, Viridiplantae, Streptophyta, Magnoliopsida, Solanales, Convolvulaceae.
AGCUUUUCUCUUUUUUGGAAUUCGUGAAUUUUCACAUCAUCUUUUCCGUCUCUCAAGUUCUGCCGACUGAAGAGCGGCGGACGCUUAAGCACCGAGCACGGUGGCGAGCAAUCCGCAGCCGCCGCACCAUUCAGCCGCGAUUUAGCUGUUAGCCGCCCCAAGAUUUCGCUAUUCUGCCGGCAGCUGCUCCAGUGCCCACAAUUCAGCCUGCAGCCGCCGCCCCAGUCAACACUAUUUGGCCACUAUCAAGGUUAGAAAACAAUUGGGAUGACUACAGAAGGCACGUCAAAGAAAACAUCACGAGCUCAAUUGGUAAAGUUGGACAGAGGAUUCAAAUUGGCCGAACAAUGGGUUAAUAACAUGGGUAAAUCAUUGGACGAUGAUAAAUCAAAUGCGGCUAUUCUAGAGGCACGGCCUCCUAGGCUUGGAAUUGGUGCUACAGUUCCCCGGGGGCCCACAUAUGUUCGCUCAAACGAUCCCAUAGAAAGAAAGUUGCGUGGUACACUGAAUGCUAAAGAAAAGAAAGUUGACAGAAAGGCCCCUGCAGAUCAAAAGGUUGAAGAAAAGGGCGACACGGACGAUGAGGAAUCUGAAAGCAAAACUCAAGCAUUUGCCAAGAAAAGACUGUCACUUCCAACCUUCGGUGAUCGUAAGAAGAAACAGAAGUAAAAGAUGAUGAGCAUACACAGGUAUCGUGUCUCGGAACGAUAUUGUUUUUGUUGAUAGUCAAUGUAUUCCUACAACAGAAACUGCCUCACAACCAGAAAAUUGUCUUUGUUUCUAAGAUUUUAUGCUGAUAUUAAUUUUAUUUUCAGAGGACCAAGUUAAACCAGUCUAUAAUGAAUUACUUUUUUUGUGUGUGUAGAUUCUCCUUUUUUGGUAUUAUUAAUUUUGAACUUACAUGCUUUCGGAGUUUUGUAAGUGAACUUUUUACCUAAUGAAACUAGGUGUGCAUU